AUGUCAGGUUUUGCAAGCUUCGCACAGAACAGUAAAUCUAUGAGGGGGAGGAAUAAUAGUAUAAGGACGCAUAAGGAAGGGCUGGCUGGGCUACUUUCCCCAAGAGUUGGGGAUCCACCAGCUCUUCUAUACGAUCCUUCUCCUUCUUUGGAACAACCAUUGUAUGAGAGAAGUCUUAUCCGUAUGGUAUGUAGCCACUAUCGGUCUAGUGUAGCGUGUCUCUCUUCACGGGAUCCUCUGCCCUGUACAGAGCUGAUCACCCAAUCACAGCCGUCUUGUGCUUGCAAGUCUCGAUUGCCCUCAAAGCGUAGCCUUUGCUACCUCGGUCUGGAAUCUAAUCUAAGGAUCUUUCUCAGUACCGCUGACGGUGGCGUAGGAAAGACUGCUCAAGAGACACACUGGAUCCCGACUCUGCGUUGGUCCCUACUUCCGAUGUCCCCGGCUGUAUCGAGUCCCGUGGAUCUUGCAUUCGUUCUGAGCGUGGAAAUCUUCUUUGCUUUCUUUAAGUUCCUUUCUGUCCAUGCUUGGGGUUCCGGAUCUAUAUCUAUCACCAUUGGCCUUUGCUUGAGCCCUUCGGUUAUCAUUCCACGUGAGGAAACCCGGGAAAAGCUUAACCUCAGCGUACCAAGGUCUGGGGCUGAAUCCGAUCCAAAAGAAAAAGAGCUUGAAUUCACUAGCCAAGUGAGAAAUUCUCUGAUUCUGACUGAGAUCUUUGUCCUACUUCUCACCCGGCUAGCUGCUGAAUUCAAGCCGCCCAUUUGGAGGAUAAUCGUAUCGGCCCUUCCAGCAGCCCGUCGAGCAGUCGAAGUAGUGGAUUCUGUUCAAUCGGCUAAGAGGCAAGAACCCCCUGAUCUGAUGGGGGGAAUUCCUAUGAAAGAGGCUCACUUGGAAGGAGCGAUAUCUAGCAAGUCUUCCGUGAGUGAAUGGUCUCAUCCAGUUCACGAUCCGUAUGUAGGUAUGUCCAGCGGUCCAGCCAGCGUAGGCUACUCUUUUUCUGUUAGUCCAUCCAGUCGGUCAGUUGAUAGUUUGAUCGAGGGCAUGAAGGCUAAGGAUGUCCCGUCUAGUGGGAGAAGUGGUCCAAAGCGAGAGUCUUUCGGGAUGGUCUUGGGCUUUGGGAAGAUGCUGGGCCCGACUAUGAGCCUGUCGACGUAUGGAAUCCUCCAAGACAUGACUUUGUAUGCCAUGGCACUGAGACACAGGAAGUGGGUUCUGUUACCAUCAAAAUAUGGAACUGAAGGAGUUGCCGAGCUGACUCAAGGAAGAAAAGAUAAAUCGUUUGCCCUAACGCCAACGAGGGUGGCGAAAGUGGGUAGGGGACCUACGGCGGAACUUCAUUCAAUAGACAUGUCCGUAAUAAUUGAAAAGAGAGCGGGGCAUAGACUAUUUACCGGAGACGAAAGACCAGCGGAAGGGCAUGAGUCGCCGAGGAAGAGCGUAGAUCAAAGCAAAGUAUCCCGUCCCUCCCUUCUCUUUAGCUUAGUUCUAGAACGUGGUUUUGAGGGGGGCGGAUUGAAAGAAGUAGUUCCUUCUCGGCUUCAGAAGGACCGAAGGUUGCACUACGUUCAGGGAUUGGUCUUCCUGUUCUUUAUCAGCCGCUAA
Molecule: messenger RNA, 1599 nt
Organism: Vicia faba (fava bean)
Lineage: Eukaryota; Viridiplantae; Streptophyta; Magnoliopsida; Fabales; Fabaceae
Source: the annotation of a GenBank genome assembly